Trichosporon asahii var. asahii CBS 2479 is the source of this 534-nucleotide messenger RNA. RefSeq lists its product as uncharacterized. Bases 1 to 534 code for a protein of 177 amino acids. Gene Ontology annotation, cellular component: mitochondrial inner membrane. Lineage: Eukaryota; Fungi; Basidiomycota; Tremellomycetes; Trichosporonales; Trichosporonaceae. The transcript has 3 exons. The record is from RefSeq and is a predicted model, not a curated record. Gene Ontology annotation, biological process: mitochondrial respiratory chain complex IV assembly.
AUGAACCAGGGCCCGACACAGCAGCAGGUCAACAACAGCUACUACCCCGGUCUCAACGAGUCCGAGGCGCUCAAGCGUGCCCGCCGUCCUUACCAGAUGCGCAACCUCCUCACCGGCGGUGCUGUCGUUGCGUUCAUCCUCGGCGUUUACGCGUACUCGAUCUCGGCUGUCAAGCAGGACGACUUCUCUGACGUCGUCGACCUUCUCCCGCCCGCCGAGGAGCGUGCCCUCGUCAAGACGAUCGAGGACGAGCAGCGCGAGGCCGAGGCCGCUCGUCUUGGCUCCACGUCCACCUCUUCCACUCCCUCUUCUACCUCCGCUUCCUCUUCCAGCUCGUCUCCGUCUUCGGCUUCGGGCAAGUCGGGCGUCGCCUCGCUCCUCCCCCGCCGCCUCAGCGACAUCGAGUGGGUGCGCCAGCGCGGACUCGUCGAGCCUGGACGUGACAACGUGCUUGUCUGGGGAGCGCCGAGCGUCGACAAUAUCGGAAACAUGAGGCAGAACCCGGGCACGACGCCCGGCUCCAAGCCCCUCUAA